AUGGCCUCCUCCUCCCGCUCCCCCGCCGCCGCGCGCCGGGGCGGCCGCGCGGCGCGCCAGUCCCCCUUCUUCCGGGACCUGGCCUCCCCCAUCCCGUCCCACCGCGCCGGCUCCCGCUUCGCCCCCUCGGGCGCCGCCAGCGCCACGCCCUCCGCCACGCCGCCGCCGCCGCCCCUCUUCACGCUCGACGACCGCUUCGCCGCCGCCGACUUCUCCCCCGACCCCACCGCCUCCGACCUCCUCCCCGUCGCCGGCUCCCCCUCCCCCCGCGCCUCCGGCGCCGGCAGCCGCUCGCCCUCAUGGGACCGCUCCCGCGCCUCCGCGCCCGGCUCCCCCAUGGACGGGGUCGUCGAGCCCCGGAAGGAGAUGCUCGCGCUGCCCGCGCCCUCGAGCCCCUGUACGCCCCCGCCUCCCACCGCGACCAUGGCCGCGGAGGCGCCGUCGCCGGUGACCCCCGCGACGGCCACGGCCACCGCUAGGACGGAGCCGCCGGCCAGCGAGGGGAAGGAAGAUGGCGAGGAGUGGGUCACUGUAUUCGGAUUCUCCCUUAGAGAUACCAACCUCGUUCUCCGAGAGUUCGAGAAAUGUGGUGUUAUAUUGAGACAUCACUCUGGUCCAAGAGAGGGUAAUUGGAUCCACAUAUUAUACCAGCACUCCUACGAUGCACGGAAAGCCCUCCAAAGGAACGGUAUCCAGCUAAGCAGCGGCGUCAUAAUUGGAGUAAAGCAUAUUGAUCCAACACACCGGCAGCAGCUAGAUGACCGGUUCACUGGAAUCAAUCAGGGAGGCUUCAUGGUUUCCCUGCCUUCAAAAUCACUUGCUCUGAAGAGCACAGGUGCAUCAAACCAGUUAGGAGCCUUGCCGCGCCCGUAUGAUCCGAAGUCUUCCACAAACGUUGUCAGAGAUGCAGGGCGUCGCGCAACUGGCAGUGUUGCCGCUCCAGCAAAAUCUAUUGUAACGAACGUGAUGGACCUGAUAUUUGGCAUUUAGUUUGCCAGAUCAGGAACCUCCUUUCGGUGUUCCAUCUUGUUGUGUUAUCAGUGUCGUCUCGUGGUGGAUGCGUGAGUGGGCGAGGUUGUCUGUGUUGCCAAAGGUUCGGGAGUAAAUUUGAGAGAAUCUGGAGAGUGAAAUUUUAUUUUCUUUGGCAAUGUAACAUUUAUAAAUGUGCAAUUUUUCAUGUUUAUGUUAUGAUCUGCCAAGGUGUGGGCGGCUGGUGUACUUUGUA
Molecule: messenger RNA, 1225 nt
Organism: Lolium rigidum
Lineage: Eukaryota; Viridiplantae; Streptophyta; Magnoliopsida; Poales; Poaceae
Product: nuclear pore complex protein NUP35-like
Exons: 3
Coding region: 1-990 (329 amino acids)
Biological process (GO): regulation of DNA-templated transcription; NLS-bearing protein import into nucleus; nuclear pore organization
Cellular component (GO): nuclear pore central transport channel; nuclear pore nuclear basket; nuclear membrane
Molecular function (GO): structural constituent of nuclear pore; single-stranded DNA binding; phospholipid binding
Source: RefSeq, a predicted model, not a curated record